Messenger RNA from Opisthorchis viverrini, 996 nucleotides. RefSeq lists its product as hypothetical. The transcript is spliced from 6 exons. NCBI's taxonomy places the organism in Eukaryota, Metazoa, Platyhelminthes, Trematoda, Opisthorchiida, Opisthorchiidae. The coding region runs from base 1 to 996 and encodes 331 amino acids. The record is from RefSeq and is a predicted model, not a curated record.
AUGAACAGGCUCAUGAUUGAAAGUUUCCUCCCCAUUAACCAACAGUGGCUGUCGGAUUACAGCCUACUAGGACAAGGUUUUCUGCUUAUACAUGUUCUCAAGCCACCGCCGACUGAUUUCGACAACCUGCGUAAACACCCGAACAAGUUGGUAGAUAAACUUUAUUGGUUAAAACCUGGGAGGGAUACAGCCAUUAUUAGGGAGUUGAUCGUUCAUCGGCGAAUUCUGCUGCGCCAAGGCUCCACGACUGCAACUGACGACCUGCCGUCAGUUAUCGAGGAAGCUGCACCGCAACCCAAGUGUCGGUCUAGGGACAUAGACUCGGGCUUUUGUGUGUUUUGUGACCAGCCAUCUAGCGCCAGUAGCCGCUGGUGUGCAGGGGAUCGCGCAUCAUAUCAUUUUGACUGUUAUGAUGAUGAAACUUACAGGCUGUACAAUGACACUGUGGACUUUUCUCAAAGUUACAAACGCCUCCUGACCAUCGGCACGAUGGGUGUGACAACCUACAACAAGGAUACUUUGAGAGUUACAAACCAGUGGCCCUACUCAGAAAUUUGUGGCGUACGCCCCGAUCCGACGGUCAAGAACAAUCAGCCUCAUUUGCAGCGACUGAUUCUCACCCUAUGCGAUGCGAAUCGCAAACGGACUGAGAUGACCUUUGCUUCGGAGUACCGGGUUGAUGUCCUGACCGAUUUUCUGGAUGGCAGCACCACCAGCCAUAUGGUUAUCGAUAACCACCUUGACGACACUGAGGGAGGUGCGGUAGCACGCUGCAAUUCAAAGGAUUUGACGGAUGAUACCAAAACCUCACACUGGCCGGCUGGUGGCUUGCAACAGGUCACACUACACGUUCGCCUAUUCCCUCGCGUCCGCAUGAUCGGCGCUAAACGUUUUUUGCGCGCAGUACCACAUUCAACUCGGUGUAAACCGCCUGUAGCUCUGCAGACGCGCACUGAUUUGGCUACUGUUGAUCGGCAAAUCCGUUUCAGAUGUUAG